AUGAAAAUUAAUGGGAAAGGGUUAAAUCACCUUAUUACGUGUAAAGUUGGGAGUGGGGUUGAUGUUCGUUUUUGGAUCGAUACGUGGGUGGGGGACCUCCCGUUCGCGGAGAGGUGGCCCCUUCUAUUUCGUUUGGAAUUGUUUAAAUCGUGUAGGGUUGCUGAGAGAUUGGAAUUUGAUAGAGGAAACAGAGUGUUCAAAUGGCAUUGGUCCAGGCAGCCGGUGUCUGAAGAGGAGGUCAAGCAAUGGAAGGAGUGUUGCGAGGUGCUUAGUUCAGUGAGCCUUUCCAUUGGUAAAGAUGUUUGGAUUUGGAGUGGGGAUAGUAAGAACGUUUUUUCGGUGAAGGCUGUUAAAUCGGCUUUGAUUAAGGACAGAGGUACCCAUCACCCUCCAAAUUUUGUUUGGUGCAAAUGGGUUCCUAUUAAGUGCAAUAUUAUGAAUUGGAGAGGCAAUCUGGAUAGGCUUCCUACUAGAUUAAAUUUAAGAAGAAGGAAUGUGGACAUUUCCUCUACUAUGUGUCCAUUCUGUGAAGACGCUGAGGAAUCGGUCAAGCAUCUGUUCACUGCUUGUUCGGUUGCGUUGAGGGUGUGGUCGGCUUUCAACGAGUGGUGCAACAUCCCGCCGCUCUACCUUUUUGAAUUUAAAGAUAUUUUGGAUUUACACAAAUUCAUGAAGCGCAGUAAGAAGGAGGAAAAGAUCAUUUAUGGAUUGGCUUUGAUUACGUCUUGGUAA
Messenger RNA from Helianthus annuus (common sunflower), 732 nucleotides. RefSeq lists its product as uncharacterized. NCBI's taxonomy places the organism in Eukaryota, Viridiplantae, Streptophyta, Magnoliopsida, Asterales, Asteraceae. The transcript has a single exon. Bases 1 to 732 code for a protein of 243 amino acids. The record is from RefSeq and is a predicted model, not a curated record.